AUGUAUUCCAUAUAUGACCUCGCGUUCGAUGGGCUUCUCAAGCAGAAGGAUCUUAUCGGCAGAGAAAAGGAAAUAGACGCAGUCGACAAAGAAACUCUCUUCACCCCGCUCGGUGCGGCCGUCUUCCAGGGCAACAGAGACGCAGUCAAACUUCUUCUCGCCAAUAAGGCGAAUCCCGAUGGCGUCCCCGAGUCCUAUCCGCCGCUCUGGAUCGCAGCAGCCCGAACAAAGGGGGACAUUGGCAGCAUUGUCGGAAUGCUUCUUGCACACAAAGCUGCUGUGAACAUAGCUUCGGAUCUUACCAAUAAGUCGACUCCUUUGCAUGCCCUCGUCAAGCGGUACAGGAGUGAAGAUGACCUCUAUGUGAUGGAAGCUCUCGUGGAUGCCGGUGCUGAUCCAAAUGCCAAGAACGAUAGGGGGGAGUCAGCCAAGUCCGUGGCCACUGCGCGAAAUGACAAAAAGAUAUUGGCUAUUUUGUCUCCCCAGGAGUGGAAGCGUAGCCACAUCAAAGACCUCCUUUUGCUUGUAUCACUCAUCAUGUUUGUAUUCGCAUGGGCAAACAAACAACCUCUUAUGAGGACUGUUGCCGGGGUGAGUAUGGCUGUGAUAGGUGCUUCAGGAGCUGUCAAGAAAAGAGCUAUCAAGAAAAGAUUCAGGAUCAGCGGUAUUGGUGAUCUGUUCAAAACAAAGAUCCCACCGCAUGUCCUGAAGAAGAUUGAAAAGGAAAACACUGCAAGAAAUUUCAAGGAAGAAAUGAGCAAGUACAUCAAAAAGGCCCAUCUAGACCACUUCUUCAAGAAGGGAAAGGAGGACUUCCUCGAUAAAGUCAUCAAAAAGGCCGUUGACUUGGAAGAUAAGCCGAAAAAGACUGUUCGUACUACAGACUUGAUCAGUCUUGCACUCUUUCAACCUGUGCUGUACUGCGACGAUAGCCGUUCAAUGAAGAGAGACAACCGGAUACAGCUGCAGGCAGACUUGAGUGAACGGAUCACCAGUCUCACCACGAGGCUUGUUCCUGACGAUACCGGCAUCGAGUUGCGACUCAUCAACUAUCCAACCCAGGACUUCAUGUCAAAGCCUCUUCCAGAGAAGGUCAACGAUAUACUCAUGAAUAUUGUCACAUACACCGGUCCAACUGAGAUCGGAACGAACUGCAGGACAAAAAUUCUCGAAGAGAUAGUUUAUCGACCGAUAAGGGAGGGCAGAUUUGAUCGUCCGGUUCUCAUUUCCAUCUUGACUGAUGGCUGUCCUCUGGGGCCUCCUGGAAGCAGUGAGACGCAUGAUACGCUGAAAACGGUUAUUUUGGAGUGUGGUCAAUUUCUGGAGCAGAAUGGUUUUGACAGAACUGGUAAGACAAUUUCGUCUACUGAAGCAAUCACGUCUGACAUAGCUUUAUAG
Trichoderma citrinoviride is the source of this 1398-nucleotide messenger RNA. RefSeq names its product ankyrin. The coding region runs from base 1 to 1398 and encodes 465 amino acids. The transcript is spliced from 3 exons. The record is from RefSeq and is a predicted model, not a curated record. Lineage: Eukaryota; Fungi; Ascomycota; Sordariomycetes; Hypocreales; Hypocreaceae. Gene Ontology annotation, molecular function: protein binding.